This is a messenger RNA of Sceloporus undulatus (fence lizard), 1665 nucleotides long. RefSeq names its product cytochrome P450 2J6-like. Gene Ontology annotation, biological process: arachidonate metabolic process; xenobiotic metabolic process. NCBI's taxonomy places the organism in Eukaryota, Metazoa, Chordata, Lepidosauria, Squamata, Phrynosomatidae. Bases 277 to 1572 code for a protein of 431 amino acids. Gene Ontology annotation, cellular component: cytoplasm; intracellular membrane-bounded organelle. The record is from RefSeq and is a predicted model, not a curated record. The transcript has 9 exons. Gene Ontology annotation, molecular function: iron ion binding; heme binding; oxidoreductase activity, acting on paired donors, with incorporation or reduction of molecular oxygen, reduced flavin or flavoprotein as one donor, and incorporation of one atom of oxygen.
AUUAUUGUUAUUAUUAUUUUCUUAUAUCCCACCUUUCUUGCAAUAUCAGGAUGCCGCCCAAAUUAAGAUUUAAGCCGGGUAGAGGUAAAUCGAGUGGGAAUGAAAACCCUUGGUAAUGUCAGGAGCUCCUAGGAAAUACUAUGGGAUGAAGAAAACGUCACAUGGAUUUCCAAAAUAAAACUGGUUUGUAUAGGAACCAAGCUUGGCACUUGGAGAGUCAUUUAUCUCAUUUGCAGAGUGUAACGCUUCUUUCCCUUACUUUGGUCCAAAUUGCAGAUGGCAAAGCAAUAUGGAAACGUUUAUACUGUUUGGGCGGCAAAUCUACCCAUAGUAAUCCUGUCUGGAUUCCAAACUGUGAAAGAAGGACUGGUCGACCAUUUGGAAGAAUUAUCGGAGAGGCCACAGACUCCUUUCUUUGCAACAUUCGGACAAAGAAGGGGUAUUAUACUUUCUAAUGGUCACAUAAGGAAACAGCAAAGACGGUUUGGGCUGGUUACUAUGCGGAAACUGGGGCUGGGAAAGAAAGGCAUGGAGAACCAAAUAGAAGAGGAAGCCCGACAACUUGUGGAGAUUUUUGCACGUGAAAAAGGGCAGCCGUUUGAUCCUUCAGCCGCCAUCACAAAUUCAGUCUCCAAUGUGAUCUGCGCAGUGACGUUUGGACACCGGUUUUCUCUUGAAGAUGAAACCUUUAAGAAAUUAAUUGAAGCCCUUGAACUUACCUUAAAUUUUGCAGGAAGCUUCUCUCAUGCGCUUCACGAAGUGGUCCCUUGGCUCAUGAAUCAUCUUCCAGGGCCUCACAAGAACGCAUUUGAUUUCUCAGAGAUGCUGGUAUCCUUAGCAAAGAAAGAAAUAGAGGAACACAAGGAAAAGUCCCUUCACAAGCCACAGGACUUCAUUGACUUCUAUCUACUUCAGAUAGAGAAAAGCAGGAAAGAUCUUACCUCUACAUAUGAUGAAGAGAACCUAGCUUUAUGUAUUCAAGACUUCUUCAUGGCUGGAACAGAAACGACAGCCAUUGCCCUCAAAUGGGCAAUCCUCCUCUUGACAAAUCAUCCGGACAUCCAAGAUAAAGUCUCCAAGGAACUAAAAGAUGCUCCCUCCUCCCUCCGCUAUCAGGAUCGGAAGAACUUGUCGUAUACAAAUGCUGUGAUCCAUGAGAUCCAGCGUUCAAAAUACAUCUUGUUGGCUGGGUUCCCGAGACAAUCUGCCAAAGAUGUGAACAUCGGUGGUUUUCUCAUUCCCAAGGGUACCCUCAUCUUUCCAGAUCUACGCUCUGUUCUUCUUGAUCCCAAGCAAUGGGAGACUCCUGAAGAGUUCAAUCCAAAUCACUUUUUGGACACGGAGGGGAAUUUUGUCCCUAGGGAAGCAUUUCUGCCAUUUGGAGCAGGCAACCAGGUCGGUCUAGGGAGCAACUUGGCGAGGAUCGAGACCUUCAUCUUCUUGACCAGUCUGCUGAGGGCCUUCCGGUUCCAGCUGCCGGAAGUUAAAGCAUUCAAGGAAAACCCUGUAGUAGGAAUAACAACGUCACCCCAUCCUUACAAAGUGUGCGUUGUUCCACGCUCCAGGUUUUGAUGAAAUAAAACAAUUCCAUUGGCAUAUAUAUUCUUGUAAUUUAAAGAACAGUUAAAAGUAAAGGUAAUCCCUUGACAUGAAUAUCUCGUCAUU